Messenger RNA from Dibothriocephalus latus, 423 nucleotides. The record is from the annotation of a GenBank genome assembly. NCBI's taxonomy places the organism in Eukaryota, Metazoa, Platyhelminthes, Cestoda, Diphyllobothriidea, Diphyllobothriidae.
GCCGGCGCAUACCUGGCCAUCAGUCGCUACUACUGGCCGAAACUCCUUCUGGUCGGUGGCACCUGCACUGCUCUCAGCAUCUUCGAACUGGCGGAGCGUGGAGUUCAACUUCACAACCCCUUUUAUAGCGUUCUCGUUUUUCGAGGGCUCUGGCAAAUCUUCACUAAGCACCGUCUCCUGGCCGGCCUGACCUCGGAGCAGCGCGCGUACUACAGCAGCCUGAUCUACCGGUUUGCAGCCCUGCUCGUCUACACCGUCUUCUGCGCUGCCCUCACUGUCAUCUUCUUCAUUUUCAGUCAGGUCUGUCCUCCUGUGUACAUGCUGCCACUUCUUGCGUUCGCUUGGCCUACCCGCAGACGUGUGCAGCACUUUCGCAGCUGCCGGGUUUACACUGCGAAAGGUCAUCUGAGUAGUGCUCGUUGA